Malania oleifera is the source of this 2121-nucleotide messenger RNA. RefSeq names its product protein TIC 56, chloroplastic. Bases 207 to 1757 code for a protein of 516 amino acids. NCBI's taxonomy places the organism in Eukaryota, Viridiplantae, Streptophyta, Magnoliopsida, Santalales, Ximeniaceae. The transcript is spliced from 5 exons. The record is from RefSeq and is a predicted model, not a curated record.
CAUUAGAACUAAGUAUUUGGGUAACCUUAAAAUUUUAUUCAAUAACUAUUUUUCCUUUUCGAAUGAAAACGUGAUAAGGAAAAAAAAAAAUACAAUAAAAGAAAAAGAAAAGAUACUAGAGACUGCGGAAACGCGAAGCUGACGAACUUCAUUCAAUUCAUAGAAGCAAAGGGGAGCAGUUCAGGGAAACAAAUCCUCAAAUCAAAAUGGCUUCAAUCAACUUUGGCACCUUCUUCGGCGGCGACAACUGGUUUGGCAAACCCCUGAGCCCUCUCCCUCCUCUCAAUCUCCUCCUCUCUGUCCACCACCCAAGUCUCUCCCAUUCCCAAUCCCACAGCCCCCUGAACUUCGCCUCAAUCUCUGCUUCCAGCUUCUUCAAGAAGCCGAAGAAGAAGAAGCCCCACAAACCCGGCCGCCACAAGCGCAUGCUCGACUACUUCUGGUGGGAGUGCGAAAACCUGCCCAAUUACAGACACACUCCCGAGGUCGAGGGGAUCCUCAACGAAGACCCCGUGUUCGAGAAGAAGGAGAAUCCCACGCCGGAGGAGGUCGAAGAAAAUGUCAAGUGGUGGGAGGAGUUCAAGAGUAGCCCGGUGGUGGAGUUCUUGGCUCAGGCGGAGAGAAUCGCGGAUAAGAUUAACGAGAUGGAGCUGAAGGAGAAUGCGAAGCCGUAUCGAAGCGAGGACAAGAAGCUCUGGGAGGCGGUGCCACACGUUAUUGGCUUGGAUGGGCGGCCAAUGCCGCGGAAGGCUAUAAAGACCGACAAGGAGGCGGAUGAUAAGUUCUGGGAUUUUGCGAGGCAGUUUUUUUUGGGUCUUUGGGGGUUCCGGCAGCGGCCGUAUCCCCCUGGCAGGCCCAUUGAUGUUGCUCAGGCUAUUGGCUACAAGCGGCUUGAGAAGCGAUACUAUGAUUUUAUCAUGAGGAGUGGCGGUUGGUAUUAUAAAGAUCGCUUGGGUCGUACACGAGGACCAAUGGAGCUAAUACAACUUAAAACCGCUUGGGGUGGUGGCAUAAUUGAUAAGCAUACUUUCAUUUGGGGAGAGGACAUGGAUGAAUGGGCACCAAUUGGAAUGAUUUAUGGCAUGGAACGUGCGAUUGCCACUUGGGAAGUUAGGCUUGGCGCUGCGGCAACAGCUUUCAUUCACAAAUUAAUGAAAGGCAUACCACCAUGGGUUCCUCUCAAGGGGCAUGAAAAGAAAACAUAUAAACAGCUCCAAGAAGAAGCUAUAGAGAGCAAGAGACGGGAUUUAGCGGUAUUGGAAGCCAAUGAUGGUAUUUGGCCUGGAAUAAGAAUUCCUAGUCAUGCUCUAUUUCUUUGGGCUAGUGGCUCUGAGCUGACAUCAAUAUUGGAGGCUGAUCACAUGCCAAACAAAUAUAUUCCAAAAGAUCUUAGGGUUCAAUUGGCUAAAGCUAUUCCAGGUUUAAGACCGUGGGAGGUUCUGAGCAUUGAACAAGCAAUGGAUCAAAUAACAUACGAUGGAGAGUGGUACCGUGAACCUCUUGGUUCCUACACAACAGGUCCUCCUUACAUCAGACAUUGGAAUAAAGAUGUUAAGCGAUUGUACAGGAUUUUCUACAAUCUUAGUGCCCAGGUGUACAACAAACUAGAUCGAACAAUUCCAGGUUUUAGUACUGUAAUGGAUAAAGUUCAUGCUGAUUCCAGUGCAAGGGAUGCUCGACGGAUGGAAAAGAGAGCUGCACAGAAGAAGGCCGAGGAGGAGAUGGCCUUAUUUGGCCGCGUUCAAAAGGAUCCAUAGCAGUGCUAAAUCUAUUCUUUCAUUCAUAAAUAUAGUUCAGAAAGGGUAGUGAUGCCUUGAACCCUCCUUGGCAUAUGAUGAUGAUGAUGAUUAUAAUAAUAAUAAUUAUUAUUGUUUUUUUUUUUUUUUUUUUCGGUCUUUCGUUCGGCCUAGUUUGUAUGAGUCCAUGCUUGUGUCAUCUGGUUUUUCCUUUGGCCUGCUCGAUGCUGCAACAUCCCCUCUCCCGACCUUGUUUUAUGCCAUUGUACCUUAAGCUGUUUCCAUUUUUGCAAGAAACAUCUUCUUCUUGUCAUUUAUAUGAAGUUUUGGUCACCGAACAGAAGGAAAGAUGUUCUGUUUGUUAUUUAUUUAUAUUUUUAAACUC